AUGCUGGAGGAUGAGGAUGAUGACGUCAUCAUCGAGGAGGAUGAGGAAGGAAAGGAAGGCACUGCCAACCGUCCCGCAACGCUGGGAGACUUCAUUACCGGCGUUCUCAACGAAAAAAUAUCUAUAGGGGAACUGGAAAGUCGGAGAGAGAACGCAUUUGGAAUAGCAAUGGGCCUUGCCGCCAGGAUUGUAAACACUGCCUAUGAAAUACAUCCUCUGUACCCAAAAUACAUUUCAUUAAGGGGAGGCAAGCCGGAACUGGAAAAUCUCCGAGCAAUCGAUGUUAACAAAUUUCAGUGCUUUGUGCCUAUUAAAAGACCUGCGAGACCCGACACAUUUACGAUGGUGUACAAGUCUCCCAGCGAGUACCCCAGCCACAGGAUUCUCUUAGCUGUCAACGACAACUUAUUCUCCGUGGACAAGAUGCAGAUUUCCAAAGAGUGGGGACACUGUGUGGACACCAAUGGAUUUCUCAGGCCGGACUUCAUUCUCCACUGGUUCAAUGACGGUCUCACAGCAGCUGCUGAUUUUCUGAGAGAGGCUCGACCUCACAAAGCUAAAAAGCAUCACACCAUGGAUAUCACCUAUUCUGCUAAAAAAGACGGGACCAUACUUAUCAAAUUUUAUACAAACCAAUCCAUUCAAGCACAUCUGUUCUUCACUCUGAACAUUGUACCCUGCAUUCAAAUCAAUGAAGUCCCAAAACAGUGUCGUCUGCAGGUUCCCAUAGCGAGCAGACGACCGUACUAUGAAUUUCACACUGACUUCAAAAAGAAUAUUAAAGAUACGCUGGCACAAGGCGAGAAACUGUUUUAUCUCGCGGCUAGCGUAAUGCCUUGGACCAACGGUUGUGGAUAUGAUGGCAGUAUUGUCUGUUCUUGGGGUCUCAACAUCGGUUGUCUGGAAGACCGGGCUCUUCAUUACAUCUGUCAGAUGCCAACAGGAAAGUUUUUCAGGGAUAUCAUUAUGCUGAUAGAAAGGAUCAAAGACACGCAUGUAUUUUGCUUGCAUACACUGACCAAUCGCAUAAUCGAGAACGCCAUUUUGUAUCAGCACAAGAAAAGCAUGGGGGUCGUGAAGUCGCGGUCACGAUGGUUUAUCAAAGUCAUCGAGCGUCUUUCCUCCCACAUGAAAUCAGGAGUCUUUCCCGCGUUUUUUCAGGGUAAGCAUAACUUGCUGGGAGAUUUCAAGCCGGAUUUACUUGCCGCCACGGCUUCGGAGUUGGACAAUAUGCUUGAAGGUCUAAGAGACCUCCCAGAAAAUAUAUAUGUGUAUACUGGCUUGGAGAAUGAACUAGAGGAUAUUGAUGAAGGAAAAUUGUAUAGAGAUGAACCACCCAAGGUAAAACAAGUUGAGGAGAAAACACUCGAUUCUAAUGAGGUGGUCGAGGAGGACUCUCUGUUUGAUAGAACUAUUACAACGUUGAUGAGUGAAACUACGGACCGUUCUUACGAUGACACGUUCUGUGAUGAAAGCGACGAUGAACCAAUUUUCAUUACCGGACCAGUGAAAUACGGCUUUAAAAGGCAUGAAAUACGAUCAACAUCCAAGAUGUCGGGGCAAAUGAACUCUCGUCCAUCAUCCAAAAUGUCGGGGAAUGCGUCUGUUAGUAAAGGAGCUUUCAACUCUACUUCAUCGUCGAACAAGUUUGGACGGUCAACAAAAUCAGCGGACAAAGUUUCUGUAAAUGGAUCUAUAAAUUCAUUUGAUACAACUUCAAGAAAUGGCUCUAUCAAAUCCUCCGAUAUUGUUUCUGGGAAACUUUCAAACAACCCAUCUUCAAAACUAUCAAGACACGGUUCAUUAAUCUCGAUGGCAUCUACGAGUACAGCGUCCAACGUCUCCGUCAAUGGAUUGAAUAGUUCAGUUGGACGAGUUUCUGAAAACAUCUCGAAAGGUUCGGUGGGGAAAGUUUCUGGGGCGGAUUCGUUGAAUUCGAAGACCGUAGGACAUGUACACAGUUCUACUCCAUCACACUCCAAAACAUCGCUGCAGUCCUCAACUUAUUCUUUAAACACAAUUGCCAGGCAGACUAAACCACUUCCGGUACUAAAAGGUCGUAGCGAUAAUUCAGCCAAACAGGAAGACAUAAUGUCCAGAAAUUUGUCACCAAUUUCAAAGAAGUGA
This is a messenger RNA of Ylistrum balloti, 2127 nucleotides long. RefSeq lists its product as uncharacterized. The transcript is spliced from 3 exons. NCBI's taxonomy places the organism in Eukaryota, Metazoa, Mollusca, Bivalvia, Pectinida, Pectinidae. The record is from RefSeq and is a predicted model, not a curated record. The coding region runs from base 1 to 2127 and encodes 708 amino acids.